UCAGUCAGUCUCAGCCACACCGCUCGUGCAUCGGUAAGGGUAUUUACGUAAAUUGUAAAAAAACCCAAAGAGAGAGAAUUGAGUUCUCCCUUCUCCACCAAGCACGACUGUGUGUGCCUAUUAAGCAAUUUCCUCAAUUCAAUUUACAUUUCGAUUCGAUUCUCUUCUCUUCUCUACUCGUCUUGAUCUCUGAUUGUCUCCUCCGUGAUGUUGGUUUCGAGAAUCUUGUCGCGAGUUUCCCGCAGCGCGGGUCUGCGCUCUUCUCUCUCCGCCGUCACUCUUCAGACGAGGAACCAGACUCCUAUCUUCUCGAGCCGGUAUCACUCCCUCGUUCGCGACUACUCACACAAGCUUGUUCCAGCUCAGGUGUCUAUGGAUUCGUUUGCACUUCAAAGGUUCUCUUUUGCUUCCUCUACCUCACCUGAAUCAGAUGAGAAGAAAAGCAACACUGAGGCCUCGAAUACAAGUGAAGAGAAAGCUGCAGCCGAGGGAAAUGAAUCAGGAAUUGAUUCUGAAUCGAAAGAUUCUGUGACUGGUUCUGCAGAAAGUAAGCGGAAAAGUGCUAAACGAGCUGCUGCAUCUUCUAGUUCAGAUUCUGAGAGUGAUGAUGAUGAGUUGUCAGUGGAUGAUUUGGUGAAGCUCGUAGCUGAGAAGGAAGAGCUACUGUCUGAAAAGGAUGAACAGAUUAAGCAAAUGAAAGAUAAAGUUCUUCGUACUUACGCUGAGAUGGAGAAUGUCAUGGACAGAACAAGACGUGAUGCUGAGAACACCAAAAAGUAUGCCGUACAGAAUUUUGCAAAGAGCCUUUUGGAUGUGGCGGAUAAUCUUGGAAGAGCUUCUUCGGUUGUCAAAGAAAGCUUCUCAAAGCUUGACACUUCGAAAGAAGAUUCGACUGGAGCUGCGCCAUUAUUAAAGACCCUUUUAGAAGGAGUGGAGAUGACUGAGAAACAGCUAGCUGAGGUAUUUAAGAAAUUUGGUAUGGAGAAGUAUGAUCCUACAAAUGAGCCGUUUGAUCCAAACAGACAUAACGCAGUGUUCCAAGUCCCUGACCCUUCUAAGCCAGAAGGCACAGUUGCUCAUGUCUUGAAGUAUGGAUACACGCUCUAUGAUAGAGUUAUAAGACCAGCUGAGGUCGGUGUUACCCAGGGAGGAGAGAGCGAAGAAGAAAAGAAAGAGUCUGAUGCUUAAGAAGAAGUUAGUUGGUUUUCAUAAAUUUUGCUACGGUUCUAUGUUUCGAGUUCAUGAACAUCUUCUCGAGACUUUUGAGUCAUAGUUUUCUCUUGUGGUUUGGUUAUUCAUUAGAUGAACAAAGAUCUCGCAUAAGCUGCUUGACAUGGCAUUUGCAGGAGAAAUCCUGCUUCUGUGUCCGUUUCCUCGAUCUCCCUGAAGCUUUAAUUGCAUGGGAAAAUACAAUUUUACAGUUUUAAUUGAUUAA
Molecule: messenger RNA, 1435 nt
Organism: Camelina sativa (false flax)
Lineage: Eukaryota; Viridiplantae; Streptophyta; Magnoliopsida; Brassicales; Brassicaceae
Product: grpE protein homolog 2, mitochondrial
Biological process (GO): protein folding; protein import into mitochondrial matrix
Cellular component (GO): PAM complex, Tim23 associated import motor
Molecular function (GO): protein-folding chaperone binding; adenyl-nucleotide exchange factor activity; protein homodimerization activity
Source: RefSeq, a predicted model, not a curated record